Molecule: messenger RNA, 640 nt
Organism: Heterobasidion irregulare TC 32-1
Lineage: Eukaryota; Fungi; Basidiomycota; Agaricomycetes; Russulales; Bondarzewiaceae
Exons: 3
Coding region: 1-615 (204 amino acids)
Biological process (GO): purine nucleotide metabolic process
Cellular component (GO): cytosol
Molecular function (GO): GMP kinase activity
Source: RefSeq, a predicted model, not a curated record
AUGUCUCCCCUCCCUGACUUCAUCCGUCCUCUCGUCCUCUCUGGCCCCUCAGGCGCGGGCAAAUCCUCACUUCUCCAGCGACUCUUCGCCGAAUUUCCCGACAAAUUCGCCUUUAGUGUUUCCCAUACAACGCGCGCUCCACGGCCGGGAGAGAAAGACGGGAAAGAGUACCACUUCGUCUCCAGGGAUACCUUCCUUCACUUGAUCGAUCAGAGCGCCUUCAUCGAGCAUGCUGAGUUUUCUGGCAAUUUCUACGGAACCAGCUUUCAAGCCGUGAACAGCAUCUCUCAGCUGGGAAAACGCUGCAUCCUUGAUAUUGAGGUCCAGGGUGUCCGCCAAAUCAAGAACACAUCCUUGAACCCUGUCUACCUUUUCAUUGCACCACCGUCAAUGGACGCUCUUCGAUCACGUCUUGUUUCUCGCGGCACUGAAACAGAUGCCGCUGUCGAUAAACGUAUGAAGACUGCACUGAACGAGAUUAGCUACGCGAAGGAGUCAGGCGCACACGACAUGAUCAUUGUCAACGACAAUCUUGACAGGGCAUACAGUCUGUUCAAAAAGGUCGCAUUGGGCGAAAAGAUAGUCACUGAUAAUCUCCCUGUUUUCAACGAUUAGUUCUGAAAUUAGUUCUCUGGUACUG